AUGGCAAAAGUAGACCCCAUUACCACACAGCUAGACAUCAAUGGGAACAUAGUAAAGUUCAAAGUGGAUAGAGGCUGUAGUGUGACGAUUUUGACAAAGACUGAGUAUGGCAAGUUAUGGACAGCUGGAAAUGGACAGGAGCUGCAAAACUGCUCAUUGACUCUGAAAACAUACACAGGUGAAAAAGUCUCUAUACUAGGGAUGGGCGAUGUAACUGUAACGUACAAAGACAAAGUCAAGCAGUUACCAGUAGUCGUGGUAGCAGGAAGUGGACCAAACCUGCUAGGCCAGGCAUGGCUAAGGGAUUUGGAAAUGAACUGUGUACAUGUCAAUAAGAUAGAACUGCCUCAGCUGACUUUACAGAAUGUACUAAAGCGGAAUGAAGAGGUAUUCAAAGAGGAACUGGGGACCUGGAGAGGCCCGCCAGUAAUAAUAUACAUAAAAGAGGGCAUUGUUCCAAAGUUCUACAAGCCCAGGCCAGUGCCCUAUGCCAUGAGAAAGAAAGUAGAGAUUGAGCUGGAAAGACUCACCAAGCUAGGCAUAAUUGAACCAGUGAAGUUCUCCAAGUGGGCAGCACCAAUAGUGCCGGUGUUAAAGCCUGACAGUUCUGUGCGCAUCUGUGGAGAUUACAAGCUCACAGUAAACCUAGUCUCCAAGCUUGAGCAGUAUCCAAUACCAAAGUUGGAGGACUUAUUUGAGAAGCAUUUUUCAAUGGUUGAUGGAAGGUCUGGUGGCGGGAAUCCCUAA
Molecule: messenger RNA, 747 nt
Organism: Neoarius graeffei (lesser salmon catfish)
Lineage: Eukaryota; Metazoa; Chordata; Actinopteri; Siluriformes; Ariidae
Exons: 1
Coding region: 1-747 (248 amino acids)
Source: RefSeq, a predicted model, not a curated record